This is a messenger RNA of Penicillium verhagenii, 594 nucleotides long. RefSeq lists its product as uncharacterized. The record is from RefSeq and is a predicted model, not a curated record. NCBI's taxonomy places the organism in Eukaryota, Fungi, Ascomycota, Eurotiomycetes, Eurotiales, Aspergillaceae. The transcript is spliced from 3 exons. Bases 1 to 594 code for a protein of 197 amino acids.
AUGUUCAAUCUUUUUCUUUCCUUGAUUCUUGCUCUCUACUAUGUACCCAUCUGUUCAGCACAUCCACUGGAGGCUCGAGAGGUUGGCACCACACCGUUCAACCUGUAUGCUUACGGUACCAACAUCAAUGGACUUCGCGUUUUCUAUGCAGACGGAGAAGCGCAACUCGGGGAUAUGUCGUUGUCAAGCGCCACCAACAAGAUCGCGAUUUCUGUCACAUAUGGGACUAAGAAGAACACAUGGAUCGCUCGACCACAAACCUCCACAGGAAACGCCCUCUUCAAGAGCGGUGACGGAUCCUCGAAUUCUACCUUACUGGGCCUGAGCUCAGGCACUGCGAUAGCAAAUCCCGUUACUUUCCCACUGUAUGAUGAGGCGUCCGGGUCAGAAAUUAGCCCAGCCGGUGACCUCACUGCCGUGUGGUCCCUAUAUGGCACUUACGUUAUACUUACCGAGACUGGUGCCAACUUUUACGCCAAGCCAACCGGAAAAGAUGGUUGGUAUAUUCUGCUGUGGAGUAGGUCUGUCUCAGCCUCUGUUGACUAUAUUCCGAUCACCUUGACAAUCAACGCACCAUCGGCUGGAAAUACCUAG